CCGCGACUGGAGAACACGUCAACCUUGGAGAGUCAUCGCUGUACUACGAUGCCUUGACAAUGUCGCCUUUGAGUCCAUUUUCGGCGGUACGUCUCCCCGGCGAUUGACCUCCGAGUAACUCUAUCCCGCCAGCGCUUGCUUCUUCAUGACUCAAUCCUCGGUUAUACUCCCGAGGCUUUCUCCAUCCGUCACACGCCAUGCCUGCCACACACAGACUGAUUACUCAACAUCGCAGGCUGCCAUCGCCCGGUUCCGUACCUACAAGCCCCCAGCAUUCCCGCUCUGGGACCGUCUGCCGGUUCGCAAGCGGGCCGCUGUACUGAUCUUGCUGUAUGCGGACCGCCGGGGUGACUUGCGUGUGGUUAUCACCAUGCGAGCCGCGAGCUUGAGGAGCUUCUCAGGCCACGCGGCGUUCCCCGGAGGAAAGGCAGACAGUACCGAGGAAACAGUUUUUCAGAUAGCUCGGCGUGAGGCGUGGGAGGAGAUCGGCCUCCCCAUGGACGACCGCAAGCUCCCGAAGCCAUUCCGUAUCGAGCAUCUCUGCUGUCUGCCUCCAUCCCUCGCCCGGACGCACCUCGUCGUGCGGCCAUGUGUCGCAUUCCUCCAUGCAGAGCAAUCGCCCGGGUCUCCCGCGGCUGUGGUUGAGGAUGUCAUGAUCCCCAAGCUCGACGCCCGCGAAGUCGCCGCCGUCUUCAGCGCGCCGUUCUACAACUUCCUCAAGUCAACGGAUCUGCCUCCUGCGCCGGGUGAGACGCUGCCUGAGGGCCACUGGUACGACGGCAACUGGAUAUCGUGGAAGGACUACCCGUGGCGAGUGCACAACUUCUAUGUGCCCGUUAACAAUCAAACUGUGUCUAAGCCACGGCAUCACUGCGACCAGAGUAACUUGGCAGAGAAGCUCAAAGAGGAAGAGGAGCGUGAUGGCCGGUUCAAGGUAUGGGGGAUGACGGCACGCGUGCUGGUGGAUGCUGCUCGGAUUGGAUAUGCUGAGGAGCCCGAGAUGGAGCACAACGACAAUUACGGAGAUGAUGACAUCAUCAUGGAGGCGGAUCGAGAGGGCAAUCUGACUGAUGUAGCCCAGGAGAAGAAGGAGAACGGGGAUGCAUCAAAGAUGUAGAGGGUUUAGAUACUUGCGAGUGGAAACAAGGCGUUGAAGGCAUGGGUUUGGAUGUGCCAAAUGGGGCUGAGGAGUCGUAAAGAUUCAUAGAGCGUAUAGUCAUGUUGUUCCUUUUCUUUAUUCAACAUGGGCAAUCCAAAGUCGUAGAAUAGCGGAUGUCUCAUAUCUAGAGGACACCACAAGAGGACAUUACAGAGGCUCGCAAUAUUAUCCAAUCGACCCACUUGUGCACAUGACAGCAUCAUACUUGAUUAAUGGCAAGCAUUGUCCUUGGUGGCUGACGUCUUCUGUCCAAAGGUAACAUAACCAAUAAAAGCACCCAGCGUUACAGCAAUCAUGACCCAUCCGUUGUAGGUCAUGAAGACGAGCCUGUGUGUAUUU
Ilyonectria robusta is the source of this 1498-nucleotide messenger RNA. RefSeq names its product NUDIX hydrolase domain-like protein. Gene Ontology annotation, biological process: coenzyme A catabolic process. The transcript is spliced from 2 exons. The coding region runs from base 146 to 1117 and encodes 323 amino acids. The record is from RefSeq and is a predicted model, not a curated record. Lineage: Eukaryota; Fungi; Ascomycota; Sordariomycetes; Hypocreales; Nectriaceae. Gene Ontology annotation, molecular function: coenzyme A diphosphatase activity; acetyl-CoA hydrolase activity.